Aspergillus puulaauensis is the source of this 1053-nucleotide messenger RNA. Its product is annotated as MDR family NADP-dependent oxidoreductase. Gene Ontology annotation, molecular function: oxidoreductase activity, acting on the CH-CH group of donors, NAD or NADP as acceptor. The coding region runs from base 1 to 1053 and encodes 350 amino acids. The transcript has 2 exons. Lineage: Eukaryota; Fungi; Ascomycota; Eurotiomycetes; Eurotiales; Aspergillaceae. The record is from RefSeq and is a predicted model, not a curated record.
AUGGACUUCCCUACAGAAACGAAAUGCUGGGUAUUGGCCAAAAAGCCGACCGGAAAGCCCGUCAUAUCUGGAGCACAUUCCACCUUCCGACUGGAGACGCGCCAAUUACCCAGCCUAAAGCCCGGGCAGAUCCUCCUGAAAACCUGCUUUCUCUCCAACGAUCCCGCGCAGCGUAUGUGGAUCGAUGCAGAGCUGCCAGCGGAUCGAUUAUACCUGAAGCCUAUCGAAGUUGGGCAGGUCAUGGCGUCUCGGGGAAUCGGAAGAGUUCUUUCUAGCCGCUCGUCGAAGAUCAAGGCAGGAAGUCAGGUCGUUGUGCCCAAUAUCGGCUGGACGGAGUAUGCUGUAUUGUCAGACCAGGGCGUGAUUGUUCUAGAGCCGCUACCACUAGGUCUAAGUGUCACGCACUAUUUGGGUGCUCUGGGAAACACGGGGUUGACUGCCUACUAUGGGCUCGUGGUACAAAGCGAGGCGAAGCCGCAGGAUACGGUCAUAGUGUCUGGAGCAGCGGGGGCUACGGGGAGUAUGGUCAUACAGAUUGCGAAGAAGAUCAUUGGGUGCAAAAGAGUCAUCGGCAUUGCUGGGACUGAUGAGAAAUGCCAAUGGGUCGAGAGCCUUGGGGCCGAUCUAUGUCUCAAUUAUAAGUCAGAGUCUUUCGUGGAUAACCUGAAGAAAGGCACAGCCGGCGGGGUGGAUGUGUUUUUCGACUGUGUUGGAGGUGCCAUCUUGGACCAGGUUCUCCCGCGGAUGUCAAAGUUCGGCCGGAUUGAAGCCUGUGGUGCCAUAUCUGGGUACAAUGAGAAAGGAAGCGCACUGUUUGAGAAUUGGUUUCACGUCGUGAGCAUGAGGCUGAAAAUCCAAGGUUUCAUUGUGCUUGACUACGCCGCUCAUGCCCAGGAUGCUAUUGAAGUUCUGAAGCAGGCUAUCGCUGAUCGCAAGCUUGUGCUUGGGGAACAGAGUCAAACCAUUAAUUCAGUCACGUUUCAGGAUAUACCGAAGGUCUGGUUGUGGCUCUUUGAAGGAGGUAAUACAGGCAAGCUUAUCACGGCGUUAUAG